Molecule: messenger RNA, 2508 nt
Organism: Striga asiatica
Lineage: Eukaryota; Viridiplantae; Streptophyta; Magnoliopsida; Lamiales; Orobanchaceae
Source: the annotation of a GenBank genome assembly
CUAGCCUGCAAUUUCUCUCUCCUCGCAUCCGCCCACAUCCAAUUUCCAGUACAGACUUCACCUAAAGUCCUAGCAAAACCCUAAAUCCCAAGAACAAGCCAAAACCCCCAAGAAGCCAAAACCCCAAGAAGGAAGAAAUGCAUAUGCUUCGAUAUGUUCACACGUCUCAAUGAUGAGACGAUUGCGUAGAAUUUCAGAAUUUCAGGUGUAUCUCAAUGCCCACAGCAUAAUCGCAAAACCCUCAUUCCCAACACAGUUUAAUCGCCAUCAUGUAACUCAGACACCGCCCAUCAAUAGGAAUCAGACGUCGUUGGAAAUUAUUGCGUCCCUAUUUUCCAGUAAAUUGGGACAUAGUCCGGCAGAGGUGAUCGCAAGACAAAAACUGCGGGAAUGUGUUUCCCAGUUGAGGAACGAGCUUUUGAGUCAAAGCGAGGAGGAUGUGGAGAAAAUCGAGAGAGUCCUGGAAGAAGAUGGCGUCGCUCUUUUCAGGAAAUAUCCAGAUGGGUCCGCCGUGGUUGAGCUUUUUACGCAGCUGAAAUCUUUUCCCGAUCUAUCUUUGAAGGUUUUUUCUUGGAGGAGAAGACAACUGGACUACGCAGCACCCAUGACUGCCGAGGAGUACACAAAGGGCAUUAUCGUGGCCAGCAAAUUGAAAAAUGUCGAUCUUUCAGUCGAGCUUUUCAAAGAAGCUUUGAACAAGAACCUAACCAAGACAUCUGUGUACAACGCCCUACUAAGCGCCUAUAUGUACAACGGCUUGACCAUGAGGUGUCAAUCCCUUUUCCGGGACCUGAAAAUGGACCCCUUGUGCUCCCCAACCAUCACCACAUACAACAUACUCAUAUCAGCAUUCGGCCGAUUAAUGCUCGUGGACCACAUGGAAGCCACUCUCAAGGAAAUCAAUGAUUCGAACAUCCCACCAACACUCGACACAUACAAAGGCUUGAUUUCUGGCUACAUCACUGCAUGGAAGUGGGACAAAAUGGAAAAAACCUACUUUCUGAUGAAAUCGGGCCCAAUCCAGCCUGACUUGGAUAUCCAGCUUCUAAUGCUGCGUGGGUAUUCGCACUCUGGUAAAAUAGAGAAAAUGGAGGAAAUUUACGAGAUGGUGAAAUCUCACUUCGAUGGUAAUAUGGUCCCGUUGAUUAGAUCCAUGAUUUCUGCAUACUGCAAGAGUUCGCAUGUUGCUCGUGUUCAAAGAAUUGAGGAAUUGCUUAGAUUUAUCCCGGAGGACGAUUACAAGCCCUGGCUGAACGUGUUCUUGAUUUGUUUGUACGCGAAAGAGGAUUUAUUGGAGCAGAUGGAAAACGCGAUUAGCAUGGCAUUCCAGCGGAAAGCUUACGUGACGACAGCUCGUGUCAUGAGAUGUGUCAUCUCGAGUUAUUUUAGGCAGAAUGCGGUGGACAGGCUUGCCGAGUUUGUGCGGCUUGCCGAGUGUGCCGGAUGGAAAAGGUGCAGGUCGUGUUACCACUGCAAAAUGGUUUUGUACGCGAAUGAGAUGAGGAUUUACGAGAUGGAGAAGGUUCUUGAUGAGAUGGACAGAGUAAAAAUACCCUUCUGCAAGAAGACGUUCUGGAUACUGUACAAGGCCUACCAGAAAUUCAAUCUGAGGUCUAAGCUCGAACUCGUGGCUGGGAUGAUGUGCAAACUUGGAUACGGAAUACCUAUGGAUAUAUCGGUUUAGUGGUAGAAAUAUUUAAUUGAUUAGCUAAAGAAUGUUUUGAGCGUUCCCUGAGCAUGAGUGAGGCUGAUCCGAACUCGCAUUUGGAGAUGGCAGUUCUUUUUAAAAAUUGAAGUGCUCUUACAUUCUCGUCCAAGGAAGACGUCAAUUCCUGAAUUAUAGAAGCCAUCAAAGAAAAUUGACAUCGGAUCUCCAAAUCUCGUAAUAUUAUGGGUUGCCUUCCAUUUGUACAAUAAAUCGGCUACCAGACUUGUACAUGCUGAUCACAUUCAAUUUUGUAUACAUUGAUAGUUUUUUACAGCAGAUUCAGAAUAAGAGUAGCAUUGAUUAUACUUCUUUGUGGAAACUCUACUUUUGACUCGUAUUUCUCGCUAUUCUAAGCCUCUAACUGCUACAAGGCACGGUGGAUAAGGUCCUAGCUUAUCUUGUACUGCUUACUGCUUAUACACAAGAUAUUUGUGUAUUGCUCUGGAAAUUUAUUUAGAUGUGCUCAUCCAUACAUUGUCAGAUAGAAUUAGAACAGGAACAGGAAAAGAAAAGGAGAAAAGAUCUGAGACGAGAUCUACGCAGUCCAUUUGAUAAUAGUGACUGGGAGGGCUUCACUGGUUUUCUGGUCAUAUUUGAAAUCUUAGAUCUCAGAUUUUUGUUAAGAUUUCACAUUUGGGAUUAUGAAAUUUUAGGUUUUUAGUGGUGGAAUUUUAGGCUUUUAGGUUUUGCUCAUUGUUAAAGAACACUUUUCGUUAGGCAGUUUUGGCACAAAUUUUUUGUCUUGAUUUUGUUAAUUUUAAAUUAUGGCAAAAAUAUGAAUAAAUGUCGCACGAAUUUUC